Messenger RNA from Ostrea edulis (European flat oyster), 662 nucleotides. RefSeq names its product complement C1q subcomponent subunit A-like. Lineage: Eukaryota; Metazoa; Mollusca; Bivalvia; Ostreida; Ostreidae. The transcript is spliced from 3 exons. Gene Ontology annotation, molecular function: protein binding. The coding region runs from base 166 to 615 and encodes 149 amino acids. The record is from RefSeq and is a predicted model, not a curated record.
CGGCCGUACGAUUGAUAUAUAAUGCGUUGUAAAAUGGAAUUCUAAUGAACACAGUAAACUAAAUCAGACACGUGGAAGUCGUUGUAAACCAUAGGUUAUUCGUGCAAACUUGGUAGAUGUACUGUAGAAAAAAUCAGGACAUUCAUUUAAAAAAUAAAAGAAGUCAUGAUGAAAUAUAUACUUUUUUGUGCUGCAAUUGGACUCAUUUCUGGUGACAGAGGAGGGAAGGUUGCCUUUACAGCCCUUCUGUCCAAACACACAACAGUGGGAGCUUAUGCUGUGGUAAAGUAUGACAGGGUGUUGACGAAUUGGGGUGGAGCCUAUCAACCGACAACUGGUGUUUUUACCGCCCCUUACAACGGUCUCUACAGUAUUUCCUGUACCUUGAUGAGUGAUCCAAUUAAUUAUGCCCACGCCAGUAUUACUAAGAAUGGCAAAAAGAUGUCCGUUGUGUUUUCGAAUACUAAAACUUAUCCACAUGCUAGCCAAACUCUUCAGCUGCUGUUAAACAAGGGGGAUAAAAUCUGGAUCCAGAACAGGAACGGCCGAAAAACUAUAUUUCAUGACCACGGCUAUUCUAAUGUCUUUUCCGGUUUUCUAAUUGACGAACUCUAAAUCAGUUUGAGCAAUGUGAAUCUUUAUUAUAAAGAAACUGCAUCUAU